Molecule: messenger RNA, 1698 nt
Organism: Laccaria bicolor S238N-H82
Lineage: Eukaryota; Fungi; Basidiomycota; Agaricomycetes; Agaricales; Hydnangiaceae
Exons: 5
Coding region: 1-1698 (565 amino acids)
Molecular function (GO): metal ion binding
Source: RefSeq, a predicted model, not a curated record
AUGGCCGACGGUCGUGGACUACCGCUCUUGAGCGGUCCUUUGCCUGCUUCAUUCGAGGACACUCAGCCAGAAGCGUGUAGAAAAUGUAACAAGGAGUUCAACCUCAUCUUCACUAGACCGAGAAAGUGUAAUCAUUGCGGCUAUUCAUAUUGUCAUAGUUGCUCAGACUUCCACGCUCUGAUGCCUCGCUUGGGCCAUGAUACAGGAUAUGAUGCUAUGAGCGUUUGCGCAUUCUGCAUAGAGUAUUUAACGAGUAAGCGGCCGACAUUUGGUGUUUCGUCAAAAUCAAUGAAAUGUUUGUGUGCGACAGUUACCGCGGGCGGUCGAACUUAUCUCAAAUCCCUGACUUUGGCUAAGCUGAAGAAAUAUGUGAAUGUGUAUAAUAUCAAGAUAGAUCGCGCUGUCGAGAAGGAUGAUCUUAUCGAUGGUAUCCUCGCCAUACGGCAAAAUGGUUGCCUGCCAUCAGAGAAUGAGAAUUUCUACAGGAAGUAUUCAGUUCCAGACAAGACGACAAGCCGUCCUCGAGGGCUCUUUUCUCGAACAGGUGGUUCAGGUGAAACCGCAACCCCACCACGACCACGACCACCACCCGCUAACCAAGUACACGAGUUCCCUCGGCCAGACCUCGCUCCGGAUGGACCACCUCCCCGCCAGAGCAAUCCUUUUGCGGGACCACCGCCACCACCACCAUCGCGCCCACAGCAACAGCAAUAUAAUCCUCCGCCUUACCCACCGCCUCCGCCACAUUCAACGUAUCCGGGAGGGCCGCAGCACCAGCAACCCCCUCCUCCCCAAUUCCAACCUCGGCCACCUCCACAGAACACAGGAUAUCCCGGGCAAGGUUACCCGCCUGGAUAUAACCCGCAUUACGCCAACAACCCCUUCCACAAUGCAGGACCGCCACCAGUGCCUCCGCAUGCCUCACGUCCUCAGCCACAGCAGCACCCGCAACAAGGAUAUCCCUACCGACCACGAACAGCGCCUGAUUCCCAGCGUAACGCACCGCCAACGGCGUCGUCGUCGUCUCGUUCAACACCACCACCGCCACCUCCACGCCCACGAGAGGCACCCGUUCCAACAGCUCCUCCAACACUUGAAGACCUGCUGACCAUGCCCUCCGAGCGCAUCGGAUCCCUCAGCAUUGGUAACCUUAAAUCCGUUUUGAAUACCAACCAUGUGAACCCGGGUCAAGUUCUGGAAAAGAGUGAUCUGGUGCAAAAGGUGCUAACGCUGGUGGGUGCCGAAAAAGGGGAACGUGAGAGGCAGAGAUUGGCAGAAGAGAUGGAAGAGAUGGAAAGGGUGCAGAGGGAGGUUGAGAGGAUGGAGGAGGGGGAGAGGGCCAGAGAGCGUAGGGAACGCGAAAGCCAUAGUGAUCGAAGUUCUUCGCCAAGCAGAAACUCCAGUUCGAGUCGGUCAGCGCAUCACCAUGGCGAGAAAACCUCAGGAAGUAAUUCCUCUCCGCCUCCUCCAAGAACCCCUUCACCUUCCAUAACGCAAAAGAUGGCGUCUGCGUUGGAACGUACUGGACUGUGCGUCGUUUGUCAAGAUGACGAAGCAAACAUUGCGAUUGUAGACUGCGGACACUUGGCGAUGUGUAGAGGGUGCUCUGAUAUGGUCAUGGCGAGCUCUCGCGAAUGCCCCCUCUGUCGAACACGGAUAGUCACAGAACAACGACUACUCCGUAUCUACAAGACUUGA